AUGCCGAGAUUCGACAAGCUCCUGAAUCCCGCAUUCUGUGCGAAUAACGUAAAUUCGCCAUGUCCCAAUAACACCUCCAAGGCGAACAAGGCCUGCAGCCGUUGCUUAUUAGUUGUGUACUGCAGCGAAGAAUGUCAAAAUGAGCAUUGGCCCACGCACGAGAAAGACUGUAAGAACAUCUUCACACAGGAGUCAUGGAAACCACACUGGCAUACAGCAGACCGAGUGCCAACUUUCCGCAAGGAAAGCGACCCGUAUGAACCGAACACGAACAAAGGCAAAAUAUCGUGGUGGGGAUCCAUGCCAGCAGUGGAUUUGCUAAAACUGGAUGCAAAUGAAGGCCAGGAUGCGCCUCCCAAGCUCAGUAUUCUGUUCGCAGCAUCGCACGAUAUUCGAAAUAUGGUCGAGACAAUCGCUCGUCUGCCAGAUAUGUAUUCCGGACAAUGUGAAAUGGUGAUGAAUGGCAUCCACCCCGAGAUUUUCACUCAGAAUAUCAUCCUUGUUUUAGUAGCUUUUCAUUUUCCACCAGAGGAGGCCGCUCCUAUUAUGAUUCACUUGUGGUAUUCAGCUUUGAUCCCCUCAUCUGUUCUUGCAGCACUUCGAGCGAAGAUCCUGCCAUUGAUUCAUGAAGUCUGCGUUCCAGCUGACUACGAACCUUACGUCCCGGUUUACGAAAUGGUGUGCAAGAAGAACAAAGCAUCCCUAUGUAUCGAACUUCCGAGAGAGGAGUGGCACCGUCUUCGAAAAUACCUUGAGGUUCCUCCUCGCCUCUCUGCUACCACGGCUGCCGAGAAUCGACACGAAGUCACCCUGGCGCUCAGCAGAAAGGAUGAAAUCCAUAGGUUCCUAUACACGCAACCCCGAUAUUGGCGUGUUUCCUCGGUAAAGUUCCGCGCUGAUGGCAUAUUGUUACCCUUUGGAUGCUCACGGGAAGAAUUCGACACCCCUAACCCGUUAACAUACGCAACUGCGGAAAGCGAGAUCCUUCGCAUCGAAAACGUCCUCUCCCUAUUUGGCCACUUACUGAAGCCGAAGAUUCUAAACCCGAAGGCCAUGCUGCUUGUCCUCCUUGUCCGCGACAUUGAGGCCAUGUGGACUGGUGAAUCAAUUGAUACCGAACUAACUCGUGUUGCAAAAUACAUCCCACAGGCUAAAUCAACGAGUCGCAAUGAUGCUGACUAUCUGAAGUCUUUGUUAGCAAGCACUUUUUUCCGCGAUGUCACCAAAUUGUUCGAUCUUUACAAGAAGGCCGCAAAGUUUGAUGCACUCGCAAGAUACGGAUUGAAGAUAAGAGAAAAGAGUACAGUCGUGCCCCACUGGCCAAUGCGACCUGGAAAACACCCUGCCCAGCAGGUGUUUGAAAUCCUCCUGGCAUCCGGCGCUACUGGCCUUGAGCGGUACAUCGAGUGGGAACGGGAAUGA
Penicillium griseofulvum is the source of this 1422-nucleotide messenger RNA. RefSeq names its product Zinc finger, MYND-type. The coding region runs from base 1 to 1422 and encodes 473 amino acids. Lineage: Eukaryota; Fungi; Ascomycota; Eurotiomycetes; Eurotiales; Aspergillaceae. The transcript has 4 exons. The record is from RefSeq and is a predicted model, not a curated record.